AUGUCUAUCUGCGUCGCCAUCCAGUCGGCCUUGUUCUACUACCUCGCCUGCACUCCAUGUCUCCAACUUCGCCAUGAACACCGGACACAGAAAAAGGCAAAGAAGGAGCGAAAGGAAAAGGCACGAAUCAUCGCUGAGCAGCCGCACCUAUAUCGCCAUCCGGACCCCUAUAAUACGAACCCCUACUGGGCCGAGGAGAUCCGCAUGGGGCCAUGUCUACCCAAGAAGAACAAACCGAACGAUGCUAGCAAGAGUCAGAGCCAGAGGGGCUUAAUGUGGGAAAGUCGAGAUGGAGUGAGCAUAGCAACUGGGAGUACGCAUGCCAUCAGCAUGGCACAGCCGAUGACAGCGACGCCAAUAACACCGACAACGGAGGAAACCAACAAUAAGCCUGUUGGGUUUGUCCACCCUCCGCUCGUGGACCAUGACGAUGCCGUUAGUGCCGUACUGAGCAAGACAGCUUCUGCGACAACAGUCGGCACCGACUGGAACAUGAAGCGGUAUCAGCGCGAAGAUGAGGAACUCUGGGGCUACGACGAUGAGUCCAUCAGAACAAGUUACAAGUUCAUGGACGCCAUCAAGCAGGCUGGUUCGAGCGCUGGCCGCUAUGUCGAAUCCAAGCUAGGGCUCGAGAAGCAGGUGACGGAGGAGGAUAGGUACAACUUUUACUUCUCCACCAAGAACCCGCCCGUCAACGACUAUCACCCUCCGGUCGUCAGCAGCAAGCCUUCGCACAAGAACGCGCGUGCCUGGAUGUUGCAACCCCCGCCUCCCGCCAAGGUGAUGGAGGGCAAGGUCCCCGUUAGCAGGAGCGCCAGCACGAUGAGCGUUCAAUCCAAGAGGACGAUGGGCAGCACCAUGUCGACGGACGGACGGCCUUCGCUGGGGAGAAUUGUUGGUGACAAGGCUCUUGAGGCUAAGAUUCAGCAGCGAACUGCCAAUGGUGACGGAUAUCUGGAUCCCGAGUUGUAUUCCGUUGCUUCGACCAUGUCCCGGGCGAGAUCUAAGAGAGCCACCAACGGUUCAAUGGCACGGAGAACCAGCAGCCGUCUUACAACCAGAAGCCAGGACCUGUCUACGGGCUCUGACGGAUCCGACGAGGACAACUCAAGCACCAAGGCACCGAAAAGACGGACCACACGGAGACGUAGCAACCGCAAUGCCAAGCCCGACAGCGAUGAAAACGAGGAGGACGCCUACAUCUCCAAGAGCCCGGAGUCACUGAGCAGCACCCAUUUCCCUCCCCACGCCGCCCAGAGACCCAAGCUCCCUACCAUCAAGAGCGCAGGUGAUGCUCGUCUCGCUUCGGAGGAUAGGACGCUGUCUUCGUCACCGAAGGUCAGGCCCACGAGCAGAUCCAGCACCAAGGUCGUCCUGCAAGACGCGACCAACUCGUCGAGCUCCGUGUCUUCUUCCUCUAACAAGAUGAAUCAGAAGGAGCGCAUGAUUGGCUCCAUUGACAGCGGUCUUGCUAUGCAUGCGUAAUCGGGCCUCAAAGGUCUAAAUCUUUGUCAGAGAUAGAAUGCCAAGUGCGACAGCGAUGGGCAUUUUGUCGUUGUUGGUACUGGUGCCGUUAUCAACCAGAAACGAAAGCAUUGCGUCUCAGUUGUGUGUUUCUUGUCCCGUCAUCCUAACGCACGCACACUUUCAGAGAACGGGACGCUUUCAAGUCAAGUCAAAUCAUGUUAAGUUGUUCAAAAUCUAGCAUAGCCAUUCUGUUAUUGUGUUUUU
Molecule: messenger RNA, 1731 nt
Organism: Neurospora tetrasperma FGSC 2508
Lineage: Eukaryota; Fungi; Ascomycota; Sordariomycetes; Sordariales; Sordariaceae
Exons: 2
Coding region: 1-1485 (494 amino acids)
Source: RefSeq, a predicted model, not a curated record